Lethenteron reissneri (Far Eastern brook lamprey) is the source of this 7751-nucleotide messenger RNA. Its product is annotated as potassium channel subfamily K member 10-like. Lineage: Eukaryota; Metazoa; Chordata; Hyperoartia; Petromyzontiformes; Petromyzontidae. Gene Ontology annotation, cellular component: plasma membrane. Gene Ontology annotation, biological process: potassium ion transmembrane transport; stabilization of membrane potential. The record is from RefSeq and is a predicted model, not a curated record. Gene Ontology annotation, molecular function: outward rectifier potassium channel activity; potassium ion leak channel activity.
CAGGCUGGAGCAGGCUGGGAGCAGGUUAGAGCAGGUUAGAGCAGGUUAGAGCAAGCUGGGAGUAGGGUGGAGCAGGCUGGGAGCAGGCUGGGAGCAGGGUGGAGCAGGCUGGAGCAGGCUGGCUGCCCCGCAAGACAAACUGAUCUAUAACCGCACCUGUUUCUUUUAUCAUUCAAUGGUGUCCCUUGGAGCUGGAAAAGUGUGUCGCCUCCAUCUGUAAUCAUUGGUUCCACAGUCAAUUCCAACCGUGGGCAUCAAUUUACACGGGCGCCUUGGCCUUCAUUCACCCCAAGUUACUCAUGGUCCGGGCAGAUCUCAGUGGGACGUGUUCACCCCUCCAGGGUAUGAUGUUUGUCUAGCUUCUUGUAAGUCUUGACUGUCACUUGUAACAUAGGCUGCCUGUGAUGUGAGUUUGAAUUUACAUCAUUUUGUUGUAUUCUUUGGGUCUUUCGGUAAAGCCACGUAGAUAGAAAAAUAAUAAAACAUAUCACGACGUUUCAAUCGCAACACAAGCCAUCGUCAUCAGGUGAAUAAAUAUAUAGCUAUAUAUUUUUUUGGAUUUGACGAAGGCAUCUCCAUGCCAUGUGCAUUGUUUAACCGUGGUGGCCAUGGUCGAGUGGGUUUCAGAACGGAUCUGCACCACAAAGCCCCACUACAUGCAGGGAAAUAACUGUGAUCGUCGAGCGAUUCUUUCAAUGAGCUUUGAUAUUAGUGAACUCAACAAAUUUGAAUCAUUUCAGCCGUGAAAAUUCCCUUUCAACGAAGGCCCCAUGUAUCUACGCAAGCGCUGUUAAUAUGGCUAAACCGAUUUGUCCGUAAAUUAAGCGUGGAGUGCCCUUAACGGGUCUCGGGACCUUUAUCUUCGUUUAAAUUGGAAAACGCGAAUGUGUGUUUAGGCAGAUGAUCGCGAUCGGCACGCUUGCCUUCGUCGGCCAUCAAGGUCGUCCACUUCAGAGCCGCCCAUCAUUUCUUUCGCUGCCUGAGUACAGCAGCACGCAUUCCCUCUCCUGCCGCUAAUUACUCUUAAUUCACGGCCACGAACAUCCACGCUCAUUCAGGCUUUCGUGUCACUAUCACGCGCUGGGCGUGACGCGCAGAGCCCGCCCCGCUGUCGAGUCGGUACCUUUAUGAAUUAUCCGUAAUCGAGGAUUGCUUUUAUAGUAAUGUCAAUAAUUAGCUUUGUGGUAGUGUCAGCCUCGUUAAACAUCCUCGUGGGUUUUUAAUCCGGUUUUCUUGUGGUGUGCAAUUUCCGCACUGGGGUUGUUCCCUCCAACGCAGCGCUCAGCAGACAUCUGGCUCGCUGGGAGUUACUUAAUGAUUUCCCGGCCUGAUGAUCAGGAAUCAGCAGUGCACGUUAGCCACAGACUCGUGGCUCCCAGCUCGUGGACUGUGCGGUCCGUGGUGCCAACAGCUGGACAUCACAGUCAGAAGGUGGCUUCACACGAGACAGGAGGUGCUCACCCCAGCGUUUGAGGUCUUCCUGGGAUCGAGCGUCUGCCUUGUCCACGUGGCUUCUGAGUCAGAGGCAGCGGCGGUUUAACGCAUCUGGACAAUCAAAGAACCACAAUCGUGCGCUCCGACUCGCUCCUGCCGCUGCAUCCCAAGGGGGUCGCGGAGAAGAGACGCUCACAAACCCCGCGGUCGGAUCCUUCACGAUGCCGUUCGCUGCGGCCACGGCGCUGUCGCUGCACGCGGCUCCGCGGAGCCGCGAGCUGCGGCGAGCCUCCCGGUGACACCGCUGUGAGCGACUCAGUGUUCGCCUCGCCGGAUGCCACUCUCCUCCUCGGCCACUCGUCACCCAUCUGCCGGCCCGGAGACACCGACCCUGAGCCAGCGAUUCCGCCUACUGGAUGGAGGUCCCGUCAUGCAGCAGGGCGGCCCCUCCUCGCCUCUCCAUCGACUCGCGCGUGACGGUGCUGACCGCCGGCGAGGAUGCGGCCGACGGCGGCAGAUCGGGCGGCUCGGUGAUGAAGCGCAAGACGGUGCUGGCCGUCUUCUUGGUGGUGCUCGCCUACCUGGUGCUCGGCGGGGUCUUGUUCCGCGCUCUGGAGCAGCCGUUCGAGAGCAGCCAGCAGUCGACCGUGGCGGCCGCCAAGGCGAUCUUCCUGAGCCGCCACGGCUGCGUGCCGUCCCACGAGCUGGAGGUGCUCAUACAGCAAAUCUCAGACGCCAUCAAGGUUGGGGUCAACCCCAUUGGCAAUGCUUCCAAGAAAUCGAGCCACUGGGACCUGGGAGGAGCCUUCUUCUUUUCGGGAACCGUCAUCACGACCAUCGGCUUCGGGAACAUCGCUCCAAGCACACAGGGAGGCCGCAUCCUGUGCAUGGCCUAUGCGCUCAUCGGCAUCCCUCUCUUCGGCAUUCUUCUCGCUGGGGUGGGGGACCAGCUGGGCACCAUCUUCGGCAAAGGCAUCGCCAACAUUGAGAAGAUAUUUGUGAAGCGGAAGAUCAGCCAGACGCGAGUUCGAGUCAUGUCCACCGUCGUCUUUGUCUUGGCCGGCUGCGUGCUGUUUGUGGCCGUGCCAGCGGCCAUUUUCAUGCGCACCGAGGGUUGGAGCUCCCUGGAGGCCAUUUACUUUGUGGUCACCACCCUCACCACCAUUGGGUUCGGAGACUUCGUGGCAGGUGGAGAUGCGGACAUUGAAUACAGCGAGUGGUACAAGCCUCUCGUCUGGUUCUGGAUCCUGGUGGGGCUGGCAUACUUCGCUGCGGUGCUCAGCAUGAUCGGAUACUGGCUGCACGCGCUCUCGCGGCGCACCAAGAAGGAGGUGGGAGAGUUCACGGCGCAGGCUGCCGAGUGGAAAGCCAGCGUGGCAGCCGAGCUGAAGCAGACGCGCCGUCGGCUGAGCGUGGAGAUUCACGAGCGGCUGCAGCGAGUGGGCAGCAGCAGCAGCAGCUCACGGCGGCGAGCCAACGAUGUGCUGCGCCGCCACUCCAUGGACGUGCUCACGGCGCAGAAGCGCGGCUCCUUCUCGCUCGCCCCCAAGGCCGGCUCGGCCGACGGAAUUUCGUCGGCCACGUCGCUCGCCAACGGGCAGGCGAUUGGCAUCACCCACGGCAACAAGCUUCUGCUGCCAAACGGGCACUGCCUGCCCGGGGCUCGUCUGGAGAAGCGCUACUCCAGCCCAUUCACAUGACCUCCAACCUCCAGUUGAGGAAUUGACAAAUCAAUGUAUUACUCUGAAGCAAAGGCUGACUCGGGGCUUUUGGAACCCAGUGUCUAAGGGUACAAAUAAAAAAAGAUCCUGACUCGCAAAGAGAAGUGUACGGAGUCGGGCCGCUCUCGUGCCACAUCGGGUCAAGCAACUGUGCAUGCACUUUGUUGCCAAUAAUCACUGCAACUACCUAAGGAAAGGACGACAGCUCUUGCGAAGCGCCAACUUGAAGGGUCUUCCACCCCUGCUGCUGCUGCUGCUCACGAAUGGACGCGGGUUCCCAGUGCCAGAGGGCAGCUGUGAUAUCACUGAACCGUUCUGGAGAAAAAGGAAGAGAGGGGUGCACAACGCGAAGGCCUGGGAGGAAGCCUCGCCGUGUCGGUGAAAAAAAAGACACGAUUACACUUUCUGUUCAUAGCCAUGUAUGCAAUGUACGCUGUUAUCGUGUGCAUGAGUCGCGUGCAUCGCUGUCACCUGGUGGAUGUUCACGUGCGAGGAGGGAAGUUAUUUGUAUGGAAAUCAGGGCUCCCUGCUCGCGUCGCAAGUGAAGAAUGCAGCCGAGAUGGCUGAUUUGCACUCGCGAUGCCCAUUGCGAGGCUUCCAGCGUACCGGGCUGUCUGUGAUGCGAUUCCUUGGUCGGCUCGGGAUUUAAUUGAAAGAGCUUGACGCUCUGCUGGUGGACUGGCUUUCAGGCCACAGUACUUCAGAGUGCAUCGAAUGGACCUGGAUGUCGGAGAUAAUUUUGUUGAAACAAGGUGCUAAAUUUGUUGUUGUUCCUGCCAUCUGCAGUUGGUGCACGUUACGUAAUGCAUAAAACAUCAAUGGCUGCCCCAUGCGCAAUGUUGGGAGGCAAAACACGAGAAUUGUUUGCAUGCAAAAACGUAUUGCGUUCUGCCCCAUGUCUGCUAUGAGCAGCAACACGUGGUGUAGGGCAUGGGCCAGAGUCAUGGUAGUUUACACAGGGACCACAGUGAACACAAGAGCGGUGGUUAGCACACAGGCCAUGGUGUGCACAAGAGGCCACGCCGGUUAUGGUGUACACAACCAGUUGCUGUGUGCACAUCAUCGGAUUGUACAUUAGAGCUGCGGUGUAUGUUCUUGGCCAAGAAGUGAGUUGCGUCACAGAAUUCAAUUCUGUCACAGGCAGAACAAUACGCCUCGGGUAUUCUGUAAAUGAUCGCUGGCCAGCUAAGUUGUGGUACAAAGGCUAAGGGAUCAAUAGAGGGACGUUAGCACCCAGGAUAACCUGGCACACCUGGGGCGGAGGGCAGAGAUCAAUGCCCGCACCCUUAUUACGAGUCACACGAUGCCCAAAUGCAAUUAGGCUCAAAAGUGCUCGGGCGUAAAAUUUUACAGGAACAAUAAAAUGUGAACUCGGUGGAGGUUCAGGCAGACGCACACUUUGCUUUUGGCAGAACUGACCUCUGGCUCUUUCCUCAAAGGAGGUGGGGGGGGGGGGUGUUCCUUCCUCCUGGCCAGCAGAUCUAACCCCGCCGUCCCAUAGGGCUUGUGUCUGCACGUGCCAUGGUUUGCAAUGCUGUGAAUAGCCAUGCUUAAAACAUGAGCGUAUUGUCAGGAAAAGCAGAUAGAGUGUGAGAUGGAAAAAAAUCCUGAAUUCCUCAAUGUGGUUGAUGCGAGCCAUGAUCUUGGACAUGCCAAUGCCGCCAUCUUUGAGAUUAAACAGAAUAUUAGUAGUACUGCACACCAAGGGGCUCUUAGUUGAAACACUGUAUAUUACUAAUUAACAUUGAUUGCAAAACAUUGUAUCAAACAAAAGAACUGCCGGGAUUUUCCAUGCUGUAAUUUUAUGCGAAGUUCUUCAGCUUUUCCAACAAACCGUAUAAAAUCAUCCCGAUUUAAAAAAUUAAAUAUAGAAUGUAAUCUUAAUCACAUAUUGGCCUCAUUGGCCACCGAGCGGCACUCAAUGGUCAAAAAGCCCUCGUUUGUGCCGUUAAGCUGAACGGCGUCACCGGGUAAGCUGUGUCGGGAGUCGUUCAGGUUGCGACUUUCGGAACUUGUUUAUUAGAUAUCCUGCCUUGUAUCUCCUUCCUAUCCUGACGGUAAAUCUCCCUGGGUCCUGCUUCUAACCGCCCCUCAGUGACACCCCCUCCCCCCUCCAAUGCCUGCCGAGACGACAGGUAACAUGGUGAGAGCGGUGCUUUAAAGCCCCGAUAGAGAUGGAAGCACAUUGUGCUCUUUUAUAUGAUACUGUAUGCCAGAUAAAUAUGUUAACAGGUCAUAUAUUAUACACGCGUAACCGAAAUAGCUUGUUUUUCCUCCAGGGUCAAGUUAUUUUAAAGCAAAAAAAACGCUUCUUCAGCACUGUGUGCUGCGAUGGAUGGUAGCAUCCCGAGAUAGACAAAAAGAGGAUAUACAUCCUGAGCUUCAAUCGCGGAGCCAGGAUUUUCAGGUAAGGGGGGGGGGGGGGGGCAACCCCUCCAGCAAUGAAAAAUGAUAGAGGAGUUAUAAAUAAGUAAGGACUUGUCCCUUUGCUUUUUAUUCGACGCGUGUGCGGCGAUGACGCAGCCAUCGAUCGAGGGUCGAAUUCGAACCGCGUCGUGUGAUCGGCAUCGCGCUCGCUGAAGGUGUUGAUGCCUUCAGGGAAGUCGUGUACUGGAUACGCAACUGCACACAAUUAUGUGAGUCACUUAUAACCGCUUUGCCGUUACUUAUUGCCAAUUAUGUACUCAGACUAUUGUCCUAUCAUCUCAUAGAGUCCCUGGCACGUAAUAAUAUGCUACACAGUGGCAGUGGGGUGUCACAAAAUGCCUAUUUAUCACUCAUAAACCCCACUGAUCCGAUCGAAAUUAGGGAUUUCGAUCGGAUCAUUGGGGGGGCACAUGCCACCCUCCCCCCACCGGCUCGGCCAGUGCUGAGCUUGCCAGCGGAGGUAACGCCCUGGUGAGCGGCAACCAUCCCGCUGCGUUCUCAUCGAUGUUGGUGGCAUGGCGAGAGGACCCCGACAUUGAUUCGGUGGCGCAGUGAGAGAAUGUGCUGGAACCCAGCCGUGUGGGCGCCGAGAUGCUUUCCAUUUGCAGGGGGCGAGCGCCAGUGCCGAUGCAACUGGCUUCACGCACGAGUCGUGGUGACGGUCGUUAGGGUGUACCCGGCGUCAGUGCAUGGGGAUUGUACACACGUGUGAGGCGGUAACAGGAUGCGUUGCGUGUUCGUCUGUGUCGCAUCAUGCGUGCGCGUGUGUGCGUGUGUUGUCCGUCAUUCGGUGCGCGUGCGUGUGUGCACGUAGGCUGGCACAAGCGCCACGAUGACAUCACCGUCAAAUGGGGGGUUGUUGUUGUUAUCGUUGUGUGUAUUGUAUCAUGCUGUGCCUGUUCGUUUGUGGCGCAUCAUGCUAUGCGCGCAUGUGUGUUCCAUCAUGGUAUGCGCGUGCGUGUGUUUAUGGCGUUCUUCAUGGGGUGUGUGUGAGUGUGUUAUUCAUCAUCAAGUGUGAGUGUACGGUACAUCAUGAUUUGUGUGAUAUGUGGCAAGCAACACUUCGAUUCUCGACCAUGGCUAACAUCACUGGCGAUGAGUUGAAUCAGCCCUCAACUCGAUCGAUGCAACCUUUAAAGGAGUAUCUUGUGCAAUGUGUAAAACAUCAGUAAUGGGGAGACAAAGGUGACCAGGAAUGGUGCUGUCCACACCAGCCGCCCGCGUGCCGUGUCGGCUUUAGUAGGUGCUGGCUAGCAACACUUGAUGAUACAGCUGGUCUGCAGAGUUGGGUCUUUGUGUUGCAUCAUGCCGUGUGUGUGUGUUCGUAGCUCAUCCUAUCAUGGUAGCGCAGUGGUUGUAAAUCCAGUGACCUGAACAAAAAUUCCCGGCUAUGGCUAACAUCAGUAGGAAGUGAUACAUGAACCAGUCUGGGCCUCCCCUAGUUUGACUCAGCCCUAAAUGAGUACAUGGUUAGGCGUGCAACAUCAGCACUGCGGAGACAAUGGAAGCCAAGCGUGGUAUUGGCCACAAUGCUCCUCAGUGCUGCGCCAGGCUUACAGCUGCUUCCUAACUUUCGUCUGUUACAGGAUAUACAGGACAUCUCUGAUUUGUGUGUGGUGUGUCAUGCCAUAUGUGUAUGGUGUAUUAUAUCACGUGUGUAUGCAUGUGUGUGUGUUGUGUGUCAUUUUGGCUGUGUUUAUGGAGUAACAUGCCUUUGUGUGUGCUGUCUGGGUGUGAGGUGCUCACCAACAGCACUUGCCCCAACACUCUGUUAAGGCUAUACGGGGGAUAUUUGACUUCAUGCCCUGCGUGUGGUGUGUAUGGUGUGGGUGCUGCGUGGAUGUGGUGUCAUCACAAUGUGUGGCGUGUGUGUGUGCACGUGCGCAUGUGUGGUGUGCGGUACCGCGUUAAUGUGCUUCGUGUCAUUAUGCCCAUGCAUGCGUUUUUCUUUCUUUUUGGGGAGAGGUGAUGCUGCAUGUUGCAAGGUGGUGCAGUGGGACUGCAUCGUGGGCCCUGCGUGGCCGGGUUAGAGGUCCGGUCUAUUGUGUGAGCAGUGGCCACAAUCUCUGGUCAAAAAUGAGAAUUGCUUUCAUGUAUGAUUGCAACAAGAAUGUAUCAUAUAUUAUGUUUAUAAUCACAAAAGUAUUAUAUAUAUAAUAGGUUUAAUAA